ACGCAUAUGAUUGCGUUUAGAGAAAAAAGACAAAGGAGCCAAAGAAAGAGGGACGAAAGGUUUCUUACUUUUUAAUUCAUGCAGCGAUUCGGAUAGAAAACUGUGAAAGAUUCAGAGAACCCUAGCACGCAAUAAAAACCAUCGAGACUUUCCCUCUUCUCUCUCUUUCUCUGGUGUGUGCGUUGCGUUGAGAUAGCGUGAGAAGAAAGCAGGUUCCGUUCCGAUGGUUUUCUACUUCAAGGCACGCCCUGAAGCUGGCGAUUACACCAUCUUCAUGGGUCUCGACAAGUACGAGAACGAAGAACUCAUCAAAUAUGGUUUCCCUGAAGAUAUCUGGUUCCAUGUUGAUAAGAUGUCUUCAGCACAUGUUUAUGUAAGACUGCACAAAGGUCAGACUAUUGAUGACAUUAGUGAAGGUUUACUGGAGGACUGUGCUCAGCUUGUUAAAGCAAAUUCGAUUCAAGGAAAUAAGGUGAACAAUAUUGAUGUUGUUUAUACUCCCUGGGCCAAUUUAAAGAAAACUGCUUCAAUGGAUGUUGGUCAAGUUGGUUUCCACAACCCCAAAAUGGUCCGAACUGUGAGAGUGGAGAAGCGGAUCAAUGAGAUUGUCAACAGGCUAAACAAAACAAAAGUGGAAAGGAAACCUGAUUUGAGAGCUGAGCGUGAAGCAGUUAAUGCAGCUGAAAGAGCUGAGAGAAAGCAACAAAUGAGAGACAAGAAACGCCGUGAGGAAUUGGAAAGACUUGAAAAGGAGAGACAAGCCGAGCUGAGGAGCUACAAGGGUUUGAUGGUUGCAGAGAAUAUGACAUCCAAUAAGCACAUUGCAUCAGGAAGCAAAACACUGCAAGAAAUGGAGGAUGAUUUCAUGUAAGCUUUUAGCUAUUGGAUUAUAUGCAGAUGGCUGGUGGCCAACAAUGCUACCUGGUGAAUUAAAUUGACUAAAUAACCCAAGUCCUGGAAUUUGAAAUUUCAGUGUCUUCAUUAAGAAACCAAGUAGUGUGUACAA
Arachis ipaensis is the source of this 1006-nucleotide messenger RNA. Its product is annotated as coiled-coil protein. Lineage: Eukaryota; Viridiplantae; Streptophyta; Magnoliopsida; Fabales; Fabaceae. The record is from RefSeq and is a predicted model, not a curated record.